Drosophila albomicans is the source of this 1353-nucleotide messenger RNA. RefSeq names its product aminoacylase-1B-like. The transcript has 5 exons. Bases 85 to 1290 code for a protein of 401 amino acids. The record is from RefSeq and is a predicted model, not a curated record. Gene Ontology annotation, cellular component: cytoplasm. Gene Ontology annotation, molecular function: aminoacylase activity. Lineage: Eukaryota; Metazoa; Arthropoda; Insecta; Diptera; Drosophilidae. Gene Ontology annotation, biological process: amino acid metabolic process.
UUUAAACAGCGAUCGCAGCUCAACGGCUUCAGUCGACGUCGAUCGCUGCCAGUGUUGAGAAAGACAUCAAAUCAAAGUGCCACGAUGAGCAAAGCCGAGUGGGAGAACAACGAGGAAAUCAAAAUUUUCCGCGAAUAUCUACGCAUUCCAACAGUGCAUCCAAAUGUGGACUACACCGCAUGCACGGAAUUCUUGAAGCGUCAGGCCGCCAGCCUCGAUCUGCCCGUGGAAGUUGUUUAUCCUGUGAAUGAAGCCAAUCCCGUGGUGGUCAUGAAAUGGCUGGGCAAGCAACCAGAACUCCCUUCGAUCAUACUCAACUCGCACACAGAUGUGGUGCCCGUCUUUGAGGACAAGUGGACACAUGGACCUUUUAGUGCUGAUCUCGAUGAUGAGGGACGCAUCUUUGCCCGUGGAUCGCAGGACAUGAAGUGCGUGGGCACUCAGUAUCUGGGUGCAGUGCGUGCUCUCAAGGCAAGUGGCUUCCAGCCCAAGCGCACUGUGUACCUGACCUUUGUGCCGGAUGAGGAAGUUGGUGGAUAUUUGGGCAUGCGUGAGCUGGUCAAGGGAGAUUACUUCAAGAAACUCAAUGUGGGCUUUAGCUUUGACGAAGGCAUCUCAAGCGAGGAUGAGACUUAUGCUCUGUACUAUGCUGAGCGCACACUGUGGCAUCUCAAGUUCCAGUUCAGCGGCACUGCGGGACAUGGUUCGCUGCUGUUGCCCAACACCGCCGGACAGAAGCUCAACUACAUUGUGCACAAGAUGAUGGAGUUCCGUGACUCGCAAGUGAAGCGCCUCGAGGAAGAUCCCAAUCUUGAAAUUGGCGAUGUAACCACUGUAAAUCUGACCCGACUUGGCGGUGGCGUGCAGAACAAUGUUGUGCCUCCUCUGCUGGAAGUUACCUUUGACAUUCGCGUUGCAGUCACUUUGGAUUUGGUUGCCUUCGAGCAGCAAAUUCGUGAUUGGUGCAAGGAAGCUGGCGGCGGCAUUGAGCUGGUCUUUGAGAUGAAGAAUCCCUUCGUUGAACCCACCAAGAUCGAUGACACAAACCCCUUCUGGGUGGCCUUCAAGCAAUCUCUGGAUGAACUCGGUCUGAAGACUCGAGUGCGUGUUUUCCCUGGCGCCACGGACAGUCGUUAUGUGCGCUAUGCGGGAAUUCCCGCUUUAGGAUUCUCGCCCAUCAACAACACGCCUCUAUUACUGCACGAUCACGAUGAGUUUCUGCGGGCCAGCACUUAUCUGCAUGGCAUUGAGGUCUACAAGAAGCUGAUUUCAAAUGUUGCCAAUGUUUGAUCUAAAUCUCGCUGAACGAAUUGCAUUCGAUUGUUUACACUAAUAAAGUCUAUAUUUUUUACA